AUGCUCGAGAUUGAAGCCGAACUACAAAAGUCCGACGAGGAUGACGCUGCGGGUGUUGAUGAGGCUAGCCCUCUCGCUACCAAGUGCUGGGAAGUACUUGCAUUAAGAGCUCAAGAAAAGGAUUCAAGAGAGGCCAGGAAGAUGGAUCUCUUGAAUCGACUACAAGAAACCAUAGAAGAAUACCAUGAAGCUUUGGUUCUGCGAAGCCAAGUCAUGAAGUUCACAACCCCCAACGAUCGAGUCUUCCGCGUCUUCCAAGGUUGGUUCGACUCCGAACAACCCUUCCUCGGCCACGGCCACGAUCUACCAAACAAGCGAGACGACUUCAUCGCCCUCGCUCCAUCAGCAGGUACAGACUUCCUCACCCGGAAUCUCGAAGAUCUCGCAGGAAGAUACCUAGCGGGGAAACGACAAAAGGAAACAACAGAAGUAAAGUACUACUCCGCCCGCCACGUAUCCCGCCUCGUCACAAUAAUUACCGUCCUCACCGCCUCUCUAGUGAUCCAAGCCGCCAUCGUCACCCUCUACCUCGUCCACAGCGAGGUCCUGCGCCUCUGCAUGGUCGCCGCCUUCACCAGCGUCUUCGCGGCCAGCUUAGCCGUCAUGACGGACGGACGGAGGACGGAUAUUAUUUUAGCAACGGCGGCUUGCGCAGCGGUCUUGGUAGCUUUUGUCGCGCAGGGCUAA
This is a messenger RNA of Colletotrichum fioriniae, 687 nucleotides long. NCBI's taxonomy places the organism in Eukaryota, Fungi, Ascomycota, Sordariomycetes, Glomerellales, Glomerellaceae. The record is from RefSeq and is a predicted model, not a curated record.